CUGCAAUAGGAUGGUGUCAUAUUUUUCAAUUGUUUAAGAACAAAAGAUCAUAGUCCUCCAAAAUAUAGGGGGCGACCAUAUCCUCACCCCUAGGUGUCUCAACUGUUCAGAAUUGCACCAUACAGUCGAAACAUUUUCCUGCUUAUUUAGUAUUCAAUUAUUUUAGAUACUAGAAAGGCAUUUUUGAAGCGCAGCUACUAGGUACUGUGGUUCUGAUGGGGGAGGGACUCAAAUAUACAAAUCCUUUGUUUCCAAUAAACAGUGCCUUGUUAUGUUUUGUUUGCAAAAAGGUGCCCCCUCUAUUUUUUUCCUUCCUACUGCACUGAGGUGUGCCUUGGAUAGAGAAUUUGGGGCUUUGUACCCUUUCAAAUAGUAUUAGAGCUGCAGCAUUUUGGUGAAAUAACCCCCUAUUUUGCUGCAAAAUUUCCAUGAAAAAUUCAGAUGGCAUGAUCUCCUUUUUGGUUCUGGCUGAAGCAACUGGCUAAUAAAGCAAUAAUAUGGACUGGGUCAUAAACCUAGUCCUUGACUUUUCAUUCGGGGCAUUAGGAAAUAGGGGGUUUAGGUGGCAAAACCCACCACAUUUCCUUUAUUCGUUAUCCACCAAUGAACUUUUAACGGAUGCCCAGAUUAAAAAAAGGGUUUUGGCAAAACUUUUCACGAAUGCUGACGUAAUGCCUAUAUUUACACCUAGGAUAUAUAAAUUAGAGGCAAUAACUGAGUGCGAGGCCGAAUAGCUUUUAAUGGCCGCCGUAGUGUUUGGAGCUAAUUAGUUUCGUGAGUGUGCUAAUAUUGAUGGUUUUCUAAUAUGAAAGAUGUUUUGAUCUUUCAUGAAGAAUGAAUAGCGGUCUUGAAGGCGAUAUAUUCACGGAUGUGGAAACAAAAAUGCCACCAAACGAAGUUGAAAAUAUUGAGUUGUUACAUAUUCUAGUCUAGUUUCAAUAGGAGCAAUGUCAAGUCUUAUUAAUCGACAAAUGGAAGUCAAAUUCGAAGUUGAUUCGAGGUACUUGAUCGUCGAGACAAUUGGAAAUGGAGCAUACGGUGUCGUCUGCUCUGCAGUCGAUAAUAAGACAGGUUGUAAAGUAGCUAUCAAGAAAAUUUCACGAGUUUUUGAUGUCCCUGCUAUAGCAAAAAGAACUUUAAGAGAACUGAAGAUUCUAAAGCACUUUAAGCAUGACAAUGUUAUCGGAAUUAAAGAAAUCUUACGCCCACCAGAAGACUUAACAAAAUUCGAAGAUGUUUAUGUUGUUUUAGAUUUAAUGGAAAGUGAUUUACAUCAUAUCAUUCAUUCUAAUCAAUCUUUGACUGGCGAACAUGUAAAAUACUUUUUAUACCAACUUCUUAGAGGACUAAAAUACAUUCAUUCUGCAAAUAUUAUACACAGAGACUUAAAACCAAGCAACCUGCUAGUAAACCAUGACUGCGAGCUCAAAGUUGGGGAUUUCGGUAUGGCCAGGAGUUUAUUUUCAUCACCAAGUGAACAAAGGCGAGUCAUGACUGAGUAUGUUGCUACAAGGUGGUACAGAGCCCCAGAACUUAUGCUUUCUGUACAUCAAUUCUCUUAUGGUAUUGACAUUUGGUCUGUUGGUUGCAUAUUUGCAGAAAUGCUUGGCAGAAAACCAAUUUUUCCAGGUGCAAAUUACUUGAACCAGCUACAGCUUAUUUUGAGUGUGGUAGGCCUCCCAUCGCCAGAUUUUUUAUCUGAAAUAGCAUCAGAGCGAGUCAGAAAUUAUAUAAGCAAACUGCCACAGAAAGAUCCAGUUCCACUAAGCAAACUAUACCCAGAUGCACCCGAAGAUGCUGUUGACCUACUUACAAAGAUGCUCAAGCUUGAUCCAAAGGAGAGAUGCAGUGCCAAAGAGGCUUUAGAGCAUCCAUACUUGAAAAGGUACCAUGACGUAGAUGACGAACCAUCAUGCCGACCACUGUGUUGUGAGUUUGAAAAUACAGAAUUAGAUAAAGACGUGUUGAAGGAUGAAAUUGUAAAAGAAAUACGCAGUUAUCAUUCAAAGAACCCUAGGCCAAAACUAACUCCUCUCUCAACAAAGUUUUUCACCAAACCGGUCACAAUGGAAAAUGAUGUUGUUACCCGGACCGAAUAUAAAGAAAUCACAUGUCCAACAGUUGCCCAGUCUGUAAUAUCAACUGCCGCUGAUUCCUGCAAGUUUGACUCGAGAAAACGCAAGCAAAAGCGCAUUAGGCGAGAUUCCAAGGCCAAAAAGCUGAAGGAAGAUUGUGAGCCAAAAGGAGAGCCUAGUUCUAGUCUCUCGGACCAAGAUAGAAAGAUGCUGGAGCGAUGGACAAACAUGCAAAAGUCAACAGUACCAUUUAUUCAUCCGAUUCGCAAACAUAUGAAAGAUUUAAUUGAAUUGCAAAGCCAGGAUGUUGCAAUGUUUCCUUGCGAAGAUUCUCAGAUAGAGGCUGGUAAGACAGUGGCUGGAAACCCAAAACCUCAGUUCCAGUUCACGAAUUUGGUACCAGCUCAAAAGGGAGGGACAGUGACGCUCGUGAAAGACAAUGCUGACAAAGGCUUGACAAAAACGCAACUCCCAAAUGAUCGCAAGCAAGCUAAUAUCGCUGUCAAGACUUUUGUUUCACAAGUUUCUACGACAGCCUCUCAGAACGCCAUCAAACUCGCAACAACAACAACAGCAACAGUUGCUGGUCAACAUCCAACGCAAGAGACAGUUCUCAUACCAAUGGGCGCGAUUCCUUGUUAUCAAAUCAAAGGACCAUUAAAACCAAAUUCAAAGGGACAAAUAUUUCUUCUGCCUCGAAUUCAAAAUCCGGUUUCUGUCAAUCAAACCCAGCAGAGCCUCAUUAUGGCCCCAGCUGUUAAUGUAGGUGCGCCCAUUGCCGUUGGAGCAAAUCCGCUGUUGGUAGCGAAUCAAGCAACGCCACAGAAGAUUGUAAGCAUUGCGGCAAAACCCACUGCGCAGGUGAUGUCGUCUCAGAAUAGCAUUUCACAACAUUCGAGAAUAAAACCGCUUGCCCCAAAAACAAUUUCAUCCUCAGUCACCUAUCUUACCCCUUCAUUCAGUAUUAUGUCUCAGCCUCCAAGGCAGGUAUUUCCAGUGCAAACGAUAUCGUCGAUUGCUUGUGGAACCAGCAUUAGCCAAAACAGCAACAGUAGGAGCCCUUCAACUGUUUUUACCUCUACCUACAACAGUGUAUCUGUUCAACCCGUCGCACCAGAUCACAGUGUGAAAGUUUCGACUGAAAACAAGGAAGUAGAACGGCCACCGUCCGCCAUUUGCGUCGUGACACCGGACGGAAAAGUGAAAGCUGUCACACCGGACACCUUACAGUCGUUCGAAGAAAACUUGAGUAGCCCUUCUAGUUUCUUAAAAAGUGAUAAUGCUUUGAAUUCUGUAAAGGAAAAAACCGAUGAAGUCAUAAUUGUUGAAAAUAGUAAAUCAAAUACUAGUGGAAAAGAAACGCAAAUAGGACGGAAACCGUUACGAAAAGCUAACUCUGAAGAGGUAGCUGAGAGAUUAAGCGCUGAACUUCGAAAGCUUGAUCCUCAAGAGCGAAGUAUAGUCGAACUUGUUCGUCAGUUGGAAGCUGAGAACGAAAGUCGUAGUAUAUGUGCCUCUGUCGAAACGUCGUUUGCGAGUACUGGCGAAACCAACACUUGUAAGCCUGGUUUUCUGCCUAUAACUUCAUCAAGUCCAACGAAUGUCUCGUAUCAACAUGCUUCACCGGAUCUUGAGAUUCCAUCAAUCUCGUUUUCAAUGAUCACAGAUAACGAUUACAAUGGAAAUGAGGGUACCAAUGAUGAAAAGACAGACAAAGCCUCGACUAGAGAUGUGUUAUUAACUACACUGCUUACUCCGAGGACUCCCAAAAGUGGUGCUUAUGGCUAUGGCUUAGGAUUGGACCUUGAGGAGUUAUUUCUUCAAACUAAUCCACAAGAAUUUUGGUCUGAAGGCCGCGACAACUCGUCAAACGAGAGGUUAGCAACCAUCGAGAGUGCUCCACUAUCAUCCUCGCUUCUGAAUGAUUGGCUUGGAAUAAAAAAUCUGAACACUGAAGCAAUGGAAGAGCUCCAGAGGGAACUGGAAACUAAUACGUCAUUAUUGCUCUUUGACACGUGAGGCAUUUAUUGGGUCAAGCAAUUUAGGAUGUACAUUUGCAAAGGAUGAUAGUUUGACCAAACGCAAUCUGUAAGAUAAUAAAAUCUGAUUUCUUUGGAGAACAAUGUUUUGUAUUUGAAAUUUUAUGAUUUUGUAUUUUUCAUUUAAUGAGAACCACGACAGUGGUAUAUACAA
Molecule: messenger RNA, 4268 nt
Organism: Rhopilema esculentum
Lineage: Eukaryota; Metazoa; Cnidaria; Scyphozoa; Rhizostomeae; Rhizostomatidae
Biological process (GO): protein phosphorylation
Molecular function (GO): ATP binding; MAP kinase activity
Source: RefSeq, a predicted model, not a curated record